AUGCAGCGAAGUCGAUGCCGUGCCCCAAAGUUUCGCCCUGCUUCACUGAAGCCUUCCACGAAGCUCCAGGAUGCGGGCAGCUUCUGCAUCUCAUGCGGCUCCCGCAACGCUGUCGUCUUUCGACAAAGCAAUGACAACCAGAAACUCAUCAAGUGCCAAAACUGUGGUGUUAUCUCACCUGACUUCUGUCAAUCCAAACCGGGGCCAGGAGUUCGUGAGGAUUUUUCACCUCUUAACAAGGAACGAGCACAGGAGAUGGCCGACCAGAUUCUAGAUGCAUUCACGCACCAGCACACGAGACAGAAGCUGCAACGAGCACUUGCAGUUGCUCAUGGGGAUGUGGGGCUUAUUUGUCAUAAAUACCUUCCCGUCGCGAUUGAGAUAUUCGCUCACGUCGUUUCUCUCUAUGGGUUUUCUGAGAGCAUUGAAGGUGUAAUGGAAAGUGUCCGAGUCAUGCAAACGCAGGCCAAAGAUGACGAACAACUCGUGCAAAAUCUCAUCGCUAUCCGGAAACUUCUCACACCGACGGGGAAUUGGAUCCAAGAAGACAAAGAAGCUGAAAAAGAUGAUGAGCAUCGUAGACAACUGGAACAGCAAGCGCUUCUACAAAAGGCAGAAGAAGAACAUCGUAAGGAAUUUCUAUUUCAGGAGAAUGCGAAGAAGGCUCGGCUACUGGCGAAGAAAAUUGCCUUGGGACUUGAUCCAUCCGUUGAACGUCCUCCUCUUCUUGUUGCAUUUCCGCCGCCUGUUGUAGCUGCCACUGAGAACGCGUCUCUGGAUCUUCGAGUCAACGCGAAAUUCGUGAAGAAGUUUCAGUGGUUUUUCAAUGGCCAUCCAAUUGAAACGGAGGAAUUCGUAUCUGGCAUCAAUCGAUGCACACUCGUAAUCUUAAAACUCACGAAACGUGUGACUGGAGAGUAUUAUUGCACGUGCGAAAACGAAGAGGGAACAGUCAGCUCCCCCACUUGCAGGGUGUCCCUCGCAGUCUUGAAACUAUCGCGCAUAGGAACAAAAGCCCUUGGUAACUCGGCGACGUCUCCCAUGCACUUGUGCGAUAAAAGUAUGGUGCUGACAUGCGUCGGCAGCACACUCAACUUGUACGAGGCGAAAUCCCUCACUCCAGUUAAAGCUUUCCCGGCACUUCCGACGGCUAUGGAAGCUCUUGCAUGGGAACCACAAACAGAAAGGGUCGCAGUAUUCUCGGCUUCAAUCCAGCGGGAAGACCAGACUAAAGUGUACUUUUACUCACUUGUACGCACUGAUGGAGGCAACAGCAACGCAGCUGUCCCAACUAGUACCAACCGUCGACGCAACCGCAGCAAUUUUGGUAUAUCCAAGCGCAAGGUGCCAUCCAUUAAGAAUUCACUCACGUUUCAGCUGGUGGAUGUCCAAUCUGUCGACGUAGUGGCAGAUGUCCAUGCCGCAGAAUUCGUUAACAACGGGAAGAUGUUGCUAGUGACAGACAUGAUGCAUCAAGUCGCGCUGUACGAUCUCGCACUUUCCUUCACCUGUAAGAAGACUUAUCUGUUUGGCAGCGAUGUGGUUUGUCACGUAGCGGUUAGUCCAAAAGCUCCAAUGCUCUUCGCUCUGGCUUUCCGCAACAAACCGUUCAUCAAACUUUACAGCAGCAGCACCACCGACAAGAAGACCGGACAACCAGAGAUAUUAGAGCACCGCAUCGACUUCAAGUUCCCCGCGCAUCGAGCAUCAUUCGAUUCAUCAGGUUUUUUCUUGGCUGUGGCCGAAAGUGGGUUUAUGAAGUCGUGGAUCUCCAUCGUCAAUGUCAUUACGAAGAAACCUUCGAACAAGCGCUUCAAAGCACACGCAGGCAGAGUCUCUGGACUGCAGUGGACAACAACUUCUUGGUUGCUGGUUUCCAGCAGUUAUGACGGGUACAUCAAGGUGUGGGAUCCUGCAGCGAUGACCAAUCUUUUGAGUGUUCACGUUGAGAUGUACGGAAUUCAUUCAAUGCUGUUGAUGGAGGGACCUGUUCUGAUCACGUUGGGAUACAACAACUGUCGUCUUCAGAGUCGAUCCAUUUUACAAUUGGCCGAGCUGGAGGCAUCGCGCCUGGAGGAAAUGCACAAACAAGCAGCAAACAUUCAGAAGAUCUGGAAAGGCAAAAGGACGCGUCAACUCAUAGCCAAGUACAUCAGAGGGUCCGAGAAGUGA
Molecule: messenger RNA, 2172 nt
Organism: Phytophthora infestans T30-4
Lineage: Eukaryota; Oomycota; Peronosporomycetes; Peronosporales; Peronosporaceae
Exons: 4
Coding region: 1-2172 (723 amino acids)
Biological process (GO): post-embryonic development
Molecular function (GO): protein binding
Source: RefSeq, a predicted model, not a curated record